Molecule: messenger RNA, 7485 nt
Organism: Alligator sinensis (Chinese alligator)
Lineage: Eukaryota; Metazoa; Chordata; Crocodylia; Alligatoridae
Gene: RIMS4
Product: regulating synaptic membrane exocytosis 4
Exons: 6
Coding region: 20-832 (270 amino acids)
Biological process (GO): regulation of membrane potential; calcium ion-regulated exocytosis of neurotransmitter; positive regulation of synaptic transmission
Cellular component (GO): presynaptic membrane; cytoskeleton of presynaptic active zone
Molecular function (GO): transmembrane transporter binding; small GTPase binding
Source: RefSeq, a predicted model, not a curated record
CGGGCCGCCCGGGCUCUUCAUGGAGCGCUCGCAGAGCCGCCUCAGCCUGUCCGCCUCCUUCGAGGCGCUGGCCAUCUACUUCCCCUGCAUGAACAGCUUCGACGAGGAGGACGCGGAUGGGGAUGGCCGGAGACUGAAAGGUGCUAUUCAGCGGAGCACAGAAACUGGACUGGCUGUUGAAAUGCCAAGCCGGACAGUCCGUCAAGCCAGCCAUGAAUCCAUCGAGGACAGUAUGAACAGCUAUGGAUCUGAGGGAAACCUGAAUUUCAGUGGAGUCCAUCUGGCAUCUGCUGGGCAGUUUAGUGACUUCCUGGGGAGUAUGGGUCCUGCACAAUUUGUUGGUCGUCAGACCUUGGCCACCACCUCCAUGGGGGAUGUGGAAAUUGGCUUGCAGGAGCGAAAUGGACAUCUAGAAGUGGAUAUCAUACAGGCCCGAGGACUAACUCCAAAGCCUGGCUCCAAAACUCUUCCAGCUGCUUACAUCAAGGCUUAUCUAUUAGAAAAUGGAGUGUGCAUUGCCAAAAAGAAGACAAAAGUGGCUCGCAAAUCAUUAGACCCACUAUACAAUCAGGUGUUACUGUUUGCCGAGAGCCCGCAAGGCAAAGUAUUACAGGUGAUAGUCUGGGGAAACUAUGGACGCAUGGAGCGCAAACACUUCAUGGGAGUAGCCAGGGUUCUCUUGGAAGAACUGGAUUUGUCAACCUUAGCCAUUGGCUGGUACAAGCUUUUCCCGACCUCCUCAAUGGUAGAUCCCACUACCGGUCCACUCCUACGCCAGUCCUCACAGCUUUCUCUGGAGAGCACGGUGGGACCUUGCUGUGACAGGUCUUAAUGAGUAAGGAAAGGGGAACUGCUUCUGUUUUUUAAACAUGCUGUCAAGGUUUUGUUUGCUGGAACUCUGACCUCAAGUGCGGUGCAUGUUCAAUCAGUUCUUAUGGAGCUGGAAGAGGAGGAUAACCCAGUGACCUUAGACAGAAGACAAGGGAGAGGGCAGUGCUAUCCUCUCCAUCUAAGUUGGAGGUGCCAUGGGGCAUGAGUCCUAGUUGUCAGUUAUCCAUACCCCUCAUGUUUAACUUCUCUCACAAUCAUUCUGGCACCCUUAUUACAGAUCACCAUUUACCCUACAAAGUCACAGCAUCAUUUUUUUUGAGCAGGGAAGGUAUUUUAACUUUGUACUUUAUGAAUUUCCAAACCAGACUUUUCUGGCAUUGCCUGAAAGGUUCAGAUGCAAACAUCUGAUCAGAAGAGAGCAGGGAUGGCAAGCUUUUAUGGGAGCUUUGUGUUUUUUAUACAAUCUUUCUCCUUAAAAAUGAAUUAAUAAAAAAGGAACUCUUUCUUUAGAAUAAAUUCUACAUCAAAGAAUCAUGUUAGUUGUAAAACAAUUGUUGGUUUGUUUUUAAACUGUGCCAAAUUACCAGCAAGUGUCUUUAAUACAUUCUUGGCUAACACUGCUGACGAAGCAUAUUUGAUAGGAAAAUGAAUAGAGCAUACUUUACUCAGACCAGACAGUUCUAAUGGAGGCACUUAGCAUGAUAAUUAGCUGCAAUUUUGCUCAGAGAAACACUGAAAGUGGGAGCUGAACAUCAGACUUUCAGUUUGCGAUGUGGCUUACUAGCAUGUUGUCAGAUAAAACAUUCCACAGUUUACAAACUCCUUCCUUUUUUGCCAUGCAUCCCUUACUCUACCUUCUGCAUUCUGUCCAUCUUUUCUGUGUACUGGUACAUAUCUUAUAAAGUGCUACCCUUCUUCUGCCAACAUGUCAUGCUGUGAGUUAACCGGAAAUAAUAGUUUUAUUCAAUGACAGGAAAGGGUGUGAUAUUUCUGGGAGUGCAGCAAAGAGAAACUCAACUUUUCAUCUUGUAAGGGGUUCUAGAGAGGGACUCAACUUGUCCCCUUCCAUGCUUAAAGAAGGCGGAGUUGCCCAAGAUUACCCUGUUAAUACACAAGCAUUGUUAGGUGUAUUGAAAGAGGAGGACACUUUUCCCAGAGUGCAGAAAGAGGUGGUGGCUGGGGAAUCUAACAGAUGCUCUAGUCAUAACAUAUGUAGAUUUUGCUUUAAGGACAGCAACAGAGAACAUCCAUUGCUAGCUGUAAGUAAAUGCAGGUUAACCCUGUAAUGUAUAUUCUGUAAGCUGCUGAGCAGACAGUAGCUGCUGUUAAAGAGAGUCAUAUAUACUAGAGCAGUGGAGGUAAUGUGCUAUUUGUAUUAGAUUGUUCAGGUGAUACAAAAUCUUAUGCUUGGAAACACCCAUUCCCCAAAGCCAAGGAGAAUUUUUUAGAAGGCUGACAGAUUUCAUGGGGUUUUCUUUAUGUGGGCCUUUCUGCUAGAUUUCUUGUCAUAAUUUUUAAUGAAGAUUUGGUGGCUAGUGCCUCAAAGUAGGUGCAAGGAAAUAUUUUGUUUGGUGAUUUAAGAAGCCGAGGUCCUACGUAAUGCUCAGGAACCAGCAAAUUCCUGACUUGUCAUUGAAACACACUGGAUGUGUCAACAUGUGGACCACAAAUAUGUCAGAAUAUAAGCAUGAAGUUUUAUAGGAUGGAAAAAGUGCUUGUGGUGAUUGCUUGUCUGUGGCAUUUUAAAUUUAUUUUGAAGCAAUUACAGAAUAGGUGCAAAAAUAAUGGACCCAACAACGAGCUCUGUAAAAACUGAUAUAAUGUAAAAGGGGAAAGGGACAUAAACCUAAGAAUUUUAAGAGUCUCAAGAUAGUAAAGUUUCAACAUUUCAGUCCACUCUCUUAAUUUCUUUGGUAAACUAUGUCUCUGGCCUCACUCUAAUUAUUUUUUCCUAAUUGUAUUGGACAAUUUCUGUAUAUUAGCUGACAAAAGUUUGUUGCAUGCUGGUCAAACUAUGUUGUGACUCUUUUUAAAAAAACAAAAAAGCACAUUAACUGUAAUUCAAGUCAACACCUUUUCCUCUUGGUAUGUAGUAAGUACUAGGCAAUAUUGUACAAUAUGUGUAUGAACUAGAAUAGAUUAGGUAGAUUUAGUGGUUUGUAGCACUGGAUCUUUUAAUAACUACGUCUUUAAAAGGACUAUGGGAAAAUACAAAUACAUUCCAAGCCUGAUAACUGAAUGGCAGGGGUCCUACAUUCAGUUAUUUAGAAAACUUUUUAUUGGUAUAUGGUUUGGACAUUAUCUACCUGUAUAUCUAGUUAGUCACAUUUUACCUAUGUUCAUUAGUAUGUAUGCAACUUUUUGAAACCUUUAAUUAGGAGUUGGGGGAUGAUAUACACCAAACUAAGUACCUUCAAGAAAUCUCCUUUUGGGACUGGCUUUGGUCCUCCAUGAACAGGAAAUUCCACAGGGUUUUGUCCCCCUCUCCAAAAACUCUGCAAGCUCAAUGUGAUCAGUUUAGUUAAAAAUAGGACUUAUACAACUUUGACUGUCUUGUCUAUGUUUUUUAUUACAUUAAAAGGUCUUUGUCAGGUUAAAUUCUUAUUCUAUAAAUUGUAUUUCCUCUCCUGUGUUAUUUUAUUAACACCUGAUAUUAUGAAAACUGAAACUAGUUUUCACCAUCUGUUUGAUGCUGUGUUGUUUAUCUUCUGUUGCUCUGGGAUCAGGAUAGUGGGCUAGUAAGUUUGCUUCUGUUUCUUGUCAGUUUCACUUCCUGUUUCUUAUGGACUAAGUCAAUGUUGCAAUGUCUGGUUCCAUACACUGUAGGUCAUACUUAGAGGCAAAUAAAAAGUUUUCACUGAGAUUAAAACAAAGCAGAACAAAAUCACAGCAACUCUUCUAAUGACUCAUGUAGGCAUAGAGAUGAAGGGCAGGCCAGGUCCUUACAAUCAUAGCCCAAACUUCUCCAUUUCUCAGGCUAUAGAAGCUCACACAGUGGCUUCUGCAUUUAACUUAACUCACUAACUUUGGGUAGAAGUAAAGGAAAUAUUUUCUAACCCCCAGUUUUUAAAUAAAGACUCCAAGCGAUAGAGAGUCCAAGCAGGGUCUUAAGCUUAGAAAAGCUUAUUUUUGCCAAACCUAACUUUUUCAUCCAACUCCAAGAUAAUAUAUGUGGUAGCUCUAACUUCUGCUCUGGUCAAUUAGAGUUUGUAAAAGUAGCAGUUGUCUUGAGCAGUUAGCAUCUGAAAUGUGAACUUUGGUCUUCUUUUAAAAAAGGUAAAACAGUUGUUUUGUGUUUAAAUCUAGGUGUUAGUUGUUAUUGUUCUUUUUUUAAGAAAAAGGAGUGGUACAUACGUGACGUGCGAGUAAAGAGGACUGAGUAUGGAGACUAGUUAGUGUCUGCCCAAGGCAAGGCUGAUUCUCCAUUUCUUUAAUUCCAAAAGCUACGUUUAAUCUUGAUGGGAGGCUUGGUUACAAACGGAAUGAAGGCUCAGUUCGUGGAUAUUAAUUUAUUUGUUGGCUAUACUUUUUUCAAUGAGAGGAUGGUGAUGACCACAUCACUGAGGACAAAAUUAUCUUUUCCCAUUGAUAAUUCUAUGAACACAAGAAGAACAGAAUAUUAGAAGUGAGAGAACUGUUCUGUUAGUAAGCUGAACAAACAGAAGCCAUGUUGGGCAAAAAAUCUGAUGUUCGAUCCUCCUGGUGUUGCUUUCCUUUCUCUCAACCCAUUUGGCAUGAUAUAGAGACAAAACAAGAUCCCCAUCCUGCAACUGAAUCAGUAGAGACAGACCAAGGGAACCUCCACAGACCCAAGGCAUUAGGGUUUAGUCUCUGCAAGUCUGUCUGGAAGAAAAGGGCAAGGGAAACCUUGGCCUGAUCCUGGCUCAAAAAGUGUAUCCCAACUUCACAGCAAAGGAAUUUUUAGGGAGAUCACUGAACUCUUGGGCUGUAUAUAUUUAAAGUUUUUAAAUACUGGAUCCUUUAUCAAUCUAGUGUUCCAAAAUCAUAGGUCUUCUGGAGUCAGAACAUUACAAGUUCCUCUAUAAUGUUGAGGCAGUUAGCAGAACCUCAUCCUAAGCAUGGUUGGUAAUGGGUAGACAGCAAGACAACUUUUUUAUGAAAUUCAUUUUGAGUUAGUUUAUUACAUGCUAUUAUUAAUAUUUUAAAACAGGAUAAAUAUUUUUCUUUAAAAACAAGAUAGCAUAUGUUUUUUAACAGAUGACACGAUUUAGCAUUUUCAAAAGCAUUUAAUGCUUUGGGUAUGAAGUUUACUCAUUCUUCUGAUUUAUAUGUUCUUUGUUACAUUUUAUCAACAUUUUUUUCUAAAAACUAACAGGAAUCUGUAAAUAACAACCAGAAAAGAGUCCUAUAGAAAGUUCUGUUGAAACUGAUCAUUAAAUUAUUAUUAAAGUAUUUGUUAACAUUCAUUAAAUCUCAGCUACUAUCCAAGCCUUUGUUGAAGAACUUGAUGUUGUAUUUUCAAGAUGAAAACUACUUAGCUAGUUUUGUCAUAAUUCUGUAUUCUGUAUAAAAAUCUUUUUAUAAAGAAAGUCUAAUAGGCUAACAAGCAAUAAUAUAUUCCAUUUGAUGUGCACAGAUUGUGACUUGCAGGCUGUAGUACAUAUUGUUGAUAAAGUAUAUAGUUGUCUUCAUUCUUAAUGACAUCACUUUUUAAAAGAACCAUAUUAACUUUGAAGGUAUGGUUAAUAAAAUGAAGAUGGGGCUAUUGCCAUGUGAGAAACAUUCAUUAUGAUAUACACUUGCCCAUCAACAUGAGAUCUCUCUUAGGUUAUGAAUGCAACACAGCUGUAGGUAACUUCAAACUACAACUUUAAUAAUAGUUUCAGUGUAAACUUCAUGACUGUUUCAGUCUCCCUGAUGUUCUUAGGCAAUUCAGUAUUUGUAGUUUGAUAAGGUUUUCCCACUGCCACUGCAGCGCCUCAGACUGUGAAAAACUUUGCACUCUGGGGUUAUGCCAAUUCUGCCCUCCAGCUGUGGUUCUCUUUAGGAUACCACAGGCAAACUAAAGGCAGAUUUUACUGAGUGGUAUACUGAGCUGCUCAUUAAAGCUUUUGUGGGGUUUUUUGUCCAUUCCACAGAUGACAUUUUGUCAUUACAAAAAAUCCACCCAAGAUGGAGAUAAACACAACUUUGUAAAGUAUAACGUGGGAUAAUGCAUAAGCCAGUGACAGUCCCAUGCAGUUCCACAGAAAGUUAGAUAAUGCUGGGUUCAUUUAAAGACCAUUCCAAAAUGGCAGGACCAGAAGAUAACUACAUUUUAAGAAUGUUUUAGUAUUACAAGAUGCAAUGUAUAUUCAAUGCAAAAUAAAAUGUAGGUCUUGCAAUGAGUUUGGAUGCUCCUCCAUGUGAGUUCCCCCAUGCAUCAAGGAGUCUAUGGAGAAAUCCUCAUGUUGAUUUCAAACUUACUAAGCUCUUGGCCAGGUCUGCAAUGACAUGCUGGGCAGAAUAACAUAGCAGAAUAAACUUCCAUACAUCAACCCCAGUGUGACAGACUAGAAUGUGUAUACUGUCAAUAACUGAAUAUACCCUGGUAAUAAAAAGACUGGUAGCUGACAAGCCUGUGUCCAUUAUCUAGGACUCCAACUGAACUAAGCUGUUAUAUAUAUGUAGUCCCGCUUCUUCUAAUGGGAUUAUAGGUGGCUUCGACCUCCAACAAUAUGGCCACUAUCUUGUUAACUUGUCAAAUCCCCAUCUAUGCUUCACCCCUACAUGACCAGCACCAACAUAAAAAUGACACUUCAGGCAGCAACAGAAAAUUCCACUCCCUCCCGACACGUACACAACCUUGGCAGCAGUAUCUUUUUCCCAGGGAAUCUCUAACUUUUCUUUGAAGCAUGAAUGCUUCUUAAUGGAGAGGUUGUCUUGAGGUCUUGCCCUCCCAUUAACGAUGGCUCAGAGGCAAAUGUCCUUGCUUUGAAACACAAUCUCUCCUUGGUUGCUACUGUCAUCUCUUCCUGGGUAGACAAUUUCUUCCAGCUUGAGCUUCUUCUAGAACAAUAUGUAGCAGCUGAAAACAAGGAAGAGGAAAGAAGCCUGCCAGUUCUCAGCCAGUUCUCUACACAGCACCAGCAAAUGCAGCUUAGGACCUACCGGUCUGUGUCUUCAUCACUUUCCAGAGCUGUAACAUGAAACAGACUUCUGCAGCCCAAAUAUUCAGAAUUUGCCUUUCUGUAGCAAGUUGCGUGCCUUGGGAGCUGUGACACAGCCUCGUCUGUGCGAAAAGGGAUUACUUGAGUCCUGGCCACUGAGCAAUAAGUGGUUAGGAGAGAAAACCAAUCAGAAGGCCAAUUUGGAACAAAUCCCAGUCUUUAUUCAUGCAAAUUCCCACUAAAACCAAGCUGAGUUGGCUGAAUAAUAACUGCAGCACUAAGCCUUAAGGGCCAGGUUUUAAAAUGGGUUUCAUUGCCUAAAGAUUUAGAGAGGUUCAGACUGAGAUUCUCUGCAGAACUUUAGAAUAUCCCGCCAGAUACCUAUCUGAAUGUCUAGGUGCCUAAAUACCUUUACAGUUUUGUCAGGUGGGUUAAUACUGUUUGAUCCAUCACAACCUCUCACUCCUCCAUUUCCACAAAUCUGUCUUCUCAAGUGGAGUGUCAUUUUGAGAUAUUUAGAGGGGAAAAAAGAGUUAGAGUAAUA